AUGUAUCUGUACAACUUCAUCUUGCAACGUGCCACCGGCAUCACGCAUGCCGUGCACGGAAGCUUUGCCGGCACCAAGUUGCAGGAAAUUUUACUUGCCAAGGGCAAAGGUUUGGAACUGGUACGUCCGGAUCCGAACACGGGCAAGGUUCAUACGUUGCUGCAGACGGAAGUGUUCGGCGUCGUACGCUCGCUGAUGUCCUUCCGACUUACGGGCGGGUCGAAAGAUUAUGCCGUGAUUGGUUCGGAUUCGGGACGCAUUGUGAUACUGGAAUACAACCCGGCAAAGAAUCAGCUCGAAAAGGUUCACCAGGAAACGUUCGGCAAAUCAGGAUGUCGGCGCAUCGUACCCGGCCAAUAUUUGGCCAUCGAUCCCAAAGGCCGUGCCGUCAUGAUUGGGGCAGUCGAAAAGCAAAAGUUGGUUUACAUCUUGAAUCGCGAUUCCGAAGCCCGGCUUACCAUUUCGUCCCCAUUGGAGGCGCACAAAUCCAACACUCUAACGUACCACAUGGUGGGCGUCGAUGUCGGCUUCGAGAAUCCAAUGUUUGCCUGCCUGGAGAUCGAUUACGAGGAGGCCGAUACGGAUACAACGGGUGAAGCGGCCACCAAGACGCAGCAAACGCUCACCUUCUACGAGCUCGAUCUCGGACUGAACCACGUGGUGCGCAAGUACUCGGAACCGCUCGAAGAACACGCAAACUUUCUGAUAUCCGUACCCGGCGGAAACGACGGUCCGUCCGGUGUGUUGAUCUGCUCGGAGAACUAUUUGACGUACAAAAAUUUGGGCGAUCAGCACGACAUCCGCUGUCCGAUUCCGCGUCGCCGCAACGAUCUGGACGAUCCCGAGCGCGGCAUGAUAUUCAUCUGCUCGGCCACACAUCGCACCAAAUCGAUGUACUUCUUCCUGGUGCAAACGGAGCAGGGCGAUAUCUUCAAAGUGACGCUCGAAACCGACGAUGACGUGGUGUCGGAGAUAAAGCUCAAGUACUUCGACACGGUACCACCAGCGACGGCCAUGUGCGUGCUCAAGACCGGUUUCCUGUUUGUGGCUUGCGAAUUCGGCAAUCACUAUCUGUACCAGAUCGCGCAUCUGGGCGAUGAUGAUGAUGAACCGGAAUUCAGUUCUGCGAUGCCGCUAGAGGAGGGCGAUACGUUCUUCUUCGCACCGAGACAGUUGAAGAAUUUGGUCAUGGUGGACGACAUUCCAUCAUACGCACCGAUCCUCGGAUGUCAGGUGGGGGAUCUUGCGAACGAGGAUACGCCGCAGCUGUAUUUGGCGUGCGGUCGGGGACCACGUUCCUCGAUCCGGGUGCUGAGACAUGGUCUGGAGGUGUCGGAAAUGGCCGUAUCGGAGCUGCCCGGUAACCCGAAUGCUGUGUGGACCGUCAAGAAGAGAAUCGAUGACGAAUUCGAUGCAUAUAUCAUCGUAUCGUUCGUAAAUGCAACGCUUGUGCUGAGCAUUGGUGAUACGGUCGAGGAAGUGACGGACAGUGGCUUCCUCGGUACGACGCCGACCCUUUGCUGCAGUGCGCUCGGCGAUGAUGCACUGGUGCAGGUCUACCCAGACGGUAUUCGCCACAUUCGGGCGGACAAACGCGUGAACGAAUGGAAAGCACCGGGCAAGAAGACCAUCAUGAAGUGUGCGGUCAAUCAGCGCCAGGUGGUAAUUGCACUUUCCGGUGGCGAGCUUGUGUACUUCGAAAUGGACCCGACUGGUCAAUUGAACGAGUAUACGGAGCGCAAGAAAAUGCCCAGCGAAGUAAUGUGCAUGGCGCUGGGAUCGGUGCCCAGUGGUGAACAACGGUCAUGGUUUUUAGCCGUCGGUUUGGCCGACAACACUGUGCGCAUUAUAUCAUUGGAUCCAACGGAUUGCUUAUCGCCACGUUCUAUGCAGGCUCUACCCUCAGCAGCUGAAUCACUGUGCAUCGUCGAGAUGGGCACUGUCGAGUCGUCCGAGGAUGACGGUGUCACCACCACGACUGGAUGCAUUUAUCUAAACAUUGGUCUGACGAACGGAGUGUUGUUGCGCACGGUACUGGAUCCGGUUUCGGGCGAUCUGGCCGACACGCGAACACGUUACCUUGGCUCACGGCCGGUCAAGCUGUUCCGCAUUCAGAUGCAGGGUGCGGAAGCGGUCCUUGCAAUGUCGAGUCGUUCCUGGCUGAGCUAUUACUAUCAGAACCGUUUCCAUCUGACGCCUUUGUCGUACGAAACGCUCGAGUAUGCGUCCGGAUUCUCCAGCGAACAGUGCUCGGAAGGUAUUGUGGCCAUCUCGACGAACACGUUGCGAAUUCUCGCGCUCGAGAAGUUGGGAGCCGUUUUCAAUCAGAUAACCUUCCCGCUGGAGUACACCCCGAAACGGUUCGCCAUUCAUCACGAGACGGGCAAGCUGAUCAUUAGCGAAACGGACCACAACGCGUACACGGAGGAAACGAAAACCAUCCGCAAAAAGCAGAUGGCGGACGAAAUGCGUGAAGCGGCCGGCGAAGAUGAGCAGGAGCUGGCAAACGAAAUGGCGGACGCCUUCAUCAAUGAAGUGUUGCCAGAAGAUGUGUUCUCCUCGCCGAAGGCCGGCACUGGAAUGUGGGCAUCCCAGAUUCGCGUGAUGGAUCCGAUCAACGGUCAUACGUACUCGAAGGUGCAGCUGGCCCAGAACGAGGCGGUACUUUCAUUGGCAUUGGUGCGCUUUGCCGUUGACCAGAAGUGGUACGUGGUGGCCGGUGUGGCCAAAGAUUUGCAGAUAAAUCCCAAAAUCAGCGGCGGCGGUUUCAUCGAUGUGUACAAGGUGGAUAGCCAGACGCACCAGCUCGAGCACAUGCAUCGGACAGAGAUUGAUGAUGCGCCGGGUGCGCUCUGUCCGUUCCAGGGACGACUGCUGGCCGGUAUCGGAAAGGUGUUACGUAUCUACGACCUGGGCAAGAAGAAGCUACUGCGUAAAUGCGAGAACAAACACAUUCCCAACCAGAUCAUUAACAUUCAGGGCAUGGGACAGCGUGUGUACGUUUCGGACGUGCAGGAAUCGGUGUACUGCAUCAAGUACAAACGGGCCGAGAACCAGCUCAUUAUCUUUGCCGAUGAUACACACCCACGGUGGAUCACAUCGGCCACCCUGCUCGAUUACGACACGAUCGCCACCGGUGAUAAGUUCGGUAACAUCUCUAUUUUGCGUCUACCACAUUCAGUAUCGGACGACGUGGACGAAGAUCCAACCGGCAACAAAGCGCUGUGGGAUCGUGGCCUGUUGAAUGGUGCAUCACAGAAGGCGGAAAACAUUUGUACCUUCCACCUGGGAGAAAUCGUGAUGUCGCUCCAGAAGGCAACACUUAUCCCCGGUGGUUCGGAAUCGCUUAUUUACGCUACCAUGAGCGGUACCGUUGGUGCGCUGGUACCUUUCACGAGCCGUGAAGAUUUCGAUUUCUUCCAGCAUCUGGAGAUGCACAUGAGAAACGAAAAUCCACCAAUGUGUGGGCGGGAUCAUUUAAGCUACCGGAGCUACUACUAUCCGGUGAAGAAUGUGAUGGAUGGCGAUCUGUGCGAGCAGUUCACCUCGCUCGAUCCAGCUAAGCAGAAGAGCAUUGCGUCGGAUCUGGGACGGACGCCCAGUGAGGUUGCGAAAAAGCUCGAGGACAUCCGGACGCGGUAUGCGUUCUGA
Anopheles marshallii is the source of this 3651-nucleotide messenger RNA. RefSeq names its product splicing factor 3B subunit 3 (gene Sf3b3). The record is from RefSeq and is a predicted model, not a curated record. Gene Ontology annotation, molecular function: protein binding; U2 snRNA binding. Gene Ontology annotation, cellular component: nucleus; U2 snRNP. Bases 1 to 3651 code for a protein of 1216 amino acids. NCBI's taxonomy places the organism in Eukaryota, Metazoa, Arthropoda, Insecta, Diptera, Culicidae. The transcript is spliced from 4 exons. Gene Ontology annotation, biological process: mRNA splicing, via spliceosome.